This is a messenger RNA of Pygocentrus nattereri (red-bellied piranha), 1174 nucleotides long. RefSeq names its product B2 bradykinin receptor. Gene Ontology annotation, cellular component: membrane. Lineage: Eukaryota; Metazoa; Chordata; Actinopteri; Characiformes; Serrasalmidae. The transcript has a single exon. The record is from RefSeq and is a predicted model, not a curated record. Gene Ontology annotation, molecular function: bradykinin receptor activity. Bases 1 to 1125 code for a protein of 374 amino acids. Gene Ontology annotation, biological process: smooth muscle contraction; G protein-coupled receptor signaling pathway; immune response.
AUGGAGCUGAACUUAUCUGUGUCCUUGGUCCCCACUGUGGACUCUGUGGCCAUUGACAACUGCACCUAUACAGAAGCCUGGGAAUGGCUGAGCAGUCUCCAACCCAAGUUCAUGGCACUUAUCAGCAUCCUUGGUGUGGUGGGAAAUGGCCUUGUUCUCUGUGUCUUCUGCCUGCAGCAGAAACCCUGCACUGUGGCUGAUAUCUACCUAGGCAACCUGGCUUUCGCCGACCUGGUCAUGGUUCUUUGUUUGCCUUUUUGGGCAGUCACCAUCGCUCAGGACUACCAGUGGACCUUCGGCCAGCUGCUCUGUAAGCUGGUAAACACAGCUAUCUCCAUGAACUACUUCUGCAGUGUACUGUUCCUGGUCCUGGUUAGCUUGGAUCGCUAUUUGGCCUUGGCCAGGCCCAUGAAUCCCAGCCGGUUAAGGCGUGCAGCCUGGGCCAAGCGCAUUUGCCUGGGCAUCUGGCUGUUGGGCUUCCUGCUUAGCAUUCCGGCUUUUCUCUUCCGAACUGUCAGUUACAUUCCUGAUUUAGAUGUUCAUGCCUGCAUUCUGGAGUUCCCUCACCCCAGGUGGAGGAUCCAAAGGAACCUAACCAAUAACAUUCUUGGGUUUGUGAUUCCGUUGCCGAUAAUUGCAUUCUGCACCCACCACAUGGUGAAGGCUCUGAAAGACGGCAGUGCGGGGGCCCAUCCGAGUGUGCGGACGGAAAGAAGGGCCACUCAUCUGGUGCUAACCGUGCUAGCCAUCUUCCUCUUCUGCUGGACGCCGUUCCAGGUGGUGCGUGUGCUGGACACCCUGGAUUACUUUCAGCUCAUGCCAGGGUGCCUGUUUAGCCACAUUCUGGACAUUAGCAUCCAGCUGUCCACCUACCUAGCUUAUGCUAACAGCUCAAUUAACCCUUUCCUGUAUGUGGUUGUUGGGAAGCACUUCAGGAGAAGAGCUAAAGGGGUGUUUAUGAAGCUCCUCAGCCCUGGCUGGAAGGACAGCUCCACCAACAUCACUACUGCUAGCAAGUGGAGUGACAGCCGCAAAGACUCGUGCGUUGCUGAACAGAGAAUAGUUCCGGUGUGCGUCACACCUGUCGGACCUGCAGGGAAGCUAAAGGUUCUGCCAGGACGGUGAUCUUCAAAGUUGGCUGAAAUUCAUACAUUAUUUUUUUUCUCCUCUUGCC